Messenger RNA from Schistosoma mattheei, 3414 nucleotides. The record is from the annotation of a GenBank genome assembly. NCBI's taxonomy places the organism in Eukaryota, Metazoa, Platyhelminthes, Trematoda, Strigeidida, Schistosomatidae.
UUGAUUUGACCACUCAUGCAAAACCUUACAAAUUGUCGAGGUGACGCACCAAUCGUUUUACGAAACCUUGACCUUCAAGUGCUCACUAACCUCCGUCAAUGGAUAAUGCCACUGAGUCGUUGCCGCAGUCAUUGAGGAAAUCUUCUGGAUAUGAGUUGCCGCUAUAUCCCUUCAUUAAUUCGGAAUGCGCCUCGCUUAAAGACCCGAGGGAUCGAAAUUUUGCGUGACCCACGGACAAAUAAGGGUUCUUCGUAUACUCUCCAUGAACGCCAACUUUUGGGGAUUCAUGGACUCUUGCCACCGAAUCCUCAAAAUCAAGAUGUUGAGGAACAACGAGUUAUCUCAAACCUUUAUCAGCUGGAUGAUAAUCUUAGCCGUUACAUGAUGCUAAUGUCCCUCCAAGAUCUUAACGAAAAGCUGUUUUAUCGGACUAUCAGAACACAUUUAGAGUAUUGCUUACCACUUAUUUACACACCUACUGUUGGCUUAGCAUGUUUGAAUUUCGGUUUUGUUUUCCGAAGGCCUCGAGGUAUUUAUAUUACAAUUCAAGAUAGAGGGCAUAUUUUUACUUUACUAAAAAAUUGGCCUGCUGAUACAAUUAAGACUGUAGUCAUGACUGAUGGCGAACGUAUAUUGGGUUUCGGAGAUAUGGGCGCUAAUGGAAUGGCUAUUCCUCUAAGCAAGGCUGUUCUGUACACUGCCUUAGGAGGCUUACAACCUUAUCAUUGCCUACCUGUGAUGUUGGAUGUUGGUACAAACAAUGAAAAGCUUCUGGAGGAUGAGUUUUAUGUUGGUCUUCGUCGGAAACGGGCCACCGGAGAAGAGUAUAUUUCUUUCAUGGAUGAAGUUGUGGAGUCAUUGUCUGCGCAUUAUGGACCAAAUGUUUGUCUGCAUUUUGCAGACUUCAAGAAUUCAAAUGCUUUUCAACUUUUGGAGAGAUAUCGUUCGAACUACAUAACAUUCAAUGAUGACAUACAAGGUUCUGCUGUGGUUAUUGUAUCAGGUCUAAUGACUGCAUCCAGAGUGACACAAAAGAAAAUAUCUCAGAACAGUUAUCUCUUUUAUGGUGGUGGGGGAGCUUCUAUCGGUAUAGCACGUUUGUUAGUACAAGCAAUUAUGGAGGAGGGUUUCUCUGAAGAUGAAGCUAAAUCACGUAUUUUUAUAAUGGAUUCUAAAGGUUUAAUUGUCACAAGUCAUGAACUUAGUGCAGCAAAAUCAGAAUUCGCUCGUUCUGAUUAUCCUAAAAUAGAUUCACUUUUGGAAGCUAUUCGAUUAAUUCGACCUUCUGUUUUAAUUGGUGCUUCUGGACAAAGUGGGGCAUUCACGCGUGAUAUUCUUCGUGAACUGUCAACAAUCCAUAAGACUCCUAUCAUAUUUGUCCUAAGCAAUCAAUCAAAUCUCGGCGAAUGCACUUCCCAGAUGGCUUAUAAGGCUACAGAAUGGAGAUGUAUAUUUGUCAGUGGUUCUUCUUCAGAACAUGUUCGAACACCAGAUGAUCGUUUAUUAAAACCGAGUCAAGGAAACAACUGCUAUGUUUUUCCAAGUUUGGUUAACGCAUUAUCAUUGGCUGUCAUUCGUCCGCUAACUUAUAAAUUGCUAUUGACUGCAGCAAAGUCAUUCAAGAGUCAGUCAGGGAUUCGGUGAAGAAAUCUCUUUUCAUCGAUUUUAUUCUCAAAGCUAUAUGGUAACAAAACAUGCUAUUUUAAAGAAAUAAUCUACAAUUUAUUUCUUAAUGAGCAUAAUUUAUCGGACUUAGUAACAAAAGAACAAUUACAAUAUGGCUACAACACAUGUAAUUUCUAUUAAGCAAAUAAAAAUAGAAUUCUAGCGAAGUAUAUAGAAGGGUGACUUAGUUGCCAAGGCAUUUGAAUUUUGGGCACUAAGUCCCUGGUUUAAACCCUAUCCUCCCACUUCAGUUUGUGAAACCGGAUAGUAUCUUGAGCCAUCAUACUUAAGGUGCGGCUAAUACCUCAUACCUAGUGAAUAAGUUAAUUUUUUAAUCAAGCGUACUAGAAAAGUCAGUUAAAUAUUAAUAAUUAUGGAAAGUGAAUUACCAAGUAUGGUAAGAUAAGUCGAAAAAUAAAAUGGAAUCGGAAAUAGAGUAAAAAAUGAUUUGUUUAUGACAAAAGGCUAACACACUGGAACAGUUGAGAAGAUGGUUGUUAGUGAAACUAGAAAACACAAAUACAGGAGGAUUACACAGUUUCGGGAUUGAGAUUGCCUAAAAGAGACCAUUUCUCUGAGCCAUACACACUGCCUUUUAUUAUAGAUCUCAAUGGUUGUUUUUAUACUUUUCCGCCAUAAAAUCAUAUGAGUUUUGUACCGUAAUGUUUAUUUUAUCCUCCGAACUAUAAAUUAUACACGUUUUGCAUGAAAAUUGGUAUUUUGUGUGAAGUACUCUUUUUUGGUUAUUAAUACAGUCUACUCGGUUCGAUUUCUCUAAAGAAAAAACCGUUGGAUAUUACAAUCCGGAUUCAGUUCUUUUGAAUGAAUAUGACCACUGGUCGUUUAUCUCAUUAGAAAGUAAAUUUUAUCUAGUUCUUUAGAUUUCUUACUUUUUCGCAAUUUUAUAUUCUUGUGAUAUCGAGCUCUUAGUUCAACCAGUGCAUUCUACUGUAAGCCUAUUAUUACUUAUGAUGUAUGGCUUUUUUGAUCGCUACUACUUUCAAAGAAUUUAGUUCCUGUGUACAAACACUCAUGCGGUUAACUAGUAUAAAUUUUCCUAGCCUGUGCAACAAUUUCAUGAAUUACAUGUUCCAUUUUUACAGUGAUUGUAAACGUCUGAUAUAUGACACGUACUCUAAUUUUUCAUCAUUUUCUGCUUUUGAUUAUUAUUCCAGAAACUAUCUGAAUUAGUUACAGACGAUGAUAUACGUCAAGGUAGUAUGUAUCCAUCAAUUGCUAGAUUGCCAACAAUUACAAAAGAAGUCUCUUGCGCUAUUAUGGAACAAGCAUACAAGGAUAAAAUUGCAUUUUUUACUCCGGAACCAUAUAAUAAGAUGGAAUUUAUUGAAUCUUACUAUUAUGAUCAUAGAUAUAUUAAUUUUACACCCGAUCAAUAUGUUUGGUAGCCAUUUUGGCGCAUUUCUAUUCCCUGUUUCCCCUAUCUAUCUUUUUGAGUAGAACUCAAUUUUAUCUUCAAACUGGUAAGAAUGAUUUCAACAUAUGUAUUAAUAGUGUUUGGCUACUACUUAUCAUCUGUUCAUCUUAAAGUUUUGAUUUGAAUAUCGAUGUUCGUUGUAUUCAUACAUUUCUUCUGUAAAAUGAUUGUUCUGUUUAAACGGUUUGUACCAACUGUGGAAAAUGUUUUUCAGUAAAUAACUAUACCUUUCAACUGUGGUGAUUAAAAAAGUAAUAGAAAUUAUGUCGUCAACAUAUACCUUAGAUGUUCAAAAUGUAUUAAUAGCUUCCACA